UUCCUCCGCCCACUGCCCACUCAGUCGCAGCAACCGCCGGAGCCGCAGGAGGGAGGCGGGACCUGUCCGGCGGCUGCUGGGGAGGCGCCAGGAUGAAGCUUUACAGCCUAAGUGUCCUUUACAAAGGCGACCCCAAAGUGCACUUGCUGAAAGCCGCCUACGACUUGUCCUCGUUCAGCUUCUUCCAGAAAACCAGUGUUCAGGAAUUCAUGACCUUCACGAGCCAGCUGAUUGUAGAGCGGUCAGUGCUGGGCAGCCGAGCGUCAGUGAAGGAACAAGAAUACCUCUGCCAUGUGUACGUGCGAAAUGACAGACUGGCUGGAGUGGUGAUCGCAGACAACGAGUAUCCACCGCGUGUGUGUUUCACCUUGCUGGAGAAGGUGCUGGAUGAGUUCUCCACACAGGUCAGUAGGACAGACUGGCCCUCAGGAUCUCCAUCUACGAUUAACUAUGCAGCCUUGGACGGUUACCUUAGUAAAUAUCAGAAUCCCCGGGAGGCGGAUGCUAUGACGAAAGUGCAGGCGGAGCUGGACGAGACCAAAAUCAUUCUGCACAACACCAUGGAGUCUCUGCUGGAGCGCGGGGAGAAGCUGGAUGACUUGGUGGCCAAGUCGGAGGUGCUUGGGCUACAUUCCAAACACUUCUACAAAACUGCCCGAAAGCAGAACUCGUGCUGCGAGAUCAUGUGACCCAGCCAGCUGAGACCGCUGCUCCCACCGCCUGGCCUUCACUCACUUUCAGACCUUUAAAGUACAUGGGACGAAAAGAGACCGCCCGGGGGUGGGGAUCCCCGGUUCCAGGCUGCACCUCUGCGGGCGGUGGGGCUGGGACAGGGCUUUCUCGGCACCCCGGGGCCAUCUAGUUAAACAGCUCUUCCUCAGAAAGGCCGGCAAGGUCAGCCCUGAAGAGACAGUGUGACCAUUCUCCUGCCAGCCCUUUCUGGCCUGAAGGGCUUGUUGCUUUGACAUCUGGCUUGUAAUUGCGGCGCUGGAUUGGCCAGGGGCUUUCACUCCUCAUCUCCAGAGAUCAGACGCGGACUGCAUUCUGGUCACGUUGUUGUUUACAGUCAUAACACUAGAGAGGGACUCCAGUAACUGAGACCAGCCAGCACCACUGCCCAACGUUGAGGGCCCAUCAGCUCAGCCUCCGACUCCUACCCACCCAGCGACUGAACCCUUGGGCGCGGGGCCCGGUUGAUAUGGGCCUCUGAGGAGCGUUGAGAACAGGCGUCA
Messenger RNA from Emys orbicularis (European pond turtle), 1232 nucleotides. RefSeq names its product YKT6 v-SNARE homolog (gene YKT6). The transcript has 8 exons. Gene Ontology annotation, cellular component: Golgi apparatus. The record is from RefSeq and is a predicted model, not a curated record. The coding region runs from base 93 to 689 and encodes 198 amino acids. Gene Ontology annotation, biological process: endoplasmic reticulum to Golgi vesicle-mediated transport. Gene Ontology annotation, molecular function: SNAP receptor activity. Lineage: Eukaryota; Metazoa; Chordata; Testudines; Emydidae.